Molecule: messenger RNA, 1372 nt
Organism: Choloepus didactylus (southern two-toed sloth)
Lineage: Eukaryota; Metazoa; Chordata; Mammalia; Pilosa; Megalonychidae
Product: ankyrin repeat family A protein 2-like
Biological process (GO): regulation of gene expression
Cellular component (GO): nucleus
Molecular function (GO): protein binding
Source: RefSeq, a predicted model, not a curated record
AAGGCGAAAGAAGAAAUCGGAAGUGACGUCGCAGCCAAAACAAGCCCAAUUUGGGAGGCCUGUAGUGAACCCGUGGCGGCAGAUGGAAAGGCCCGACUCGCCCUCUUCUGUCGAAGGUGGUUGCGAGGCCCUGCCAUCCCACCCGGUGGUCCUCCCGCCCCUGCCCUUGGGACCGGCCCACCACGGGUGAGCGAGAGUUUCCGCCUCCCGGUACUAGAGCCGCGUUGGGACUUCUCGGGCGGAGCUGGCCGGUGGCGACAGCGCGAACUUCCUUCCCUGCAGCAGUCUCCCCUCCAGCAGACUCCUGUCUUAGACGCCAGGACACUUGUCGCCUAUGUUUAAAGAAAUAUACAAAUUCCAAGAAUACUCUGAAUACAGCUCUUAUAAAACAAAGAGGAAGCCAUGAAGAAAUUUUUUAGUUAUUGAAACUAUAGUUGAAAUCAUGGCUACAUCAGCAAAUCUGGAUAUUGGAGCCCAGCUGAUUGUGGAAGAAUGUCCCAGCAAUUAUAGUCUAACUGGCAUGCCAGAUAUUAAAAUAGAACGUCCACUGGACUCAAAUUCAGAAGAAGGAUCGGCUCAGGGUGUUACCAUGGGAAUGAAAUUCAUAUUGCCUAACCGUUUUGAUAUGAACGUGUGUUCUCGUUUCCUGAAGUCCUUAAAUGAAGAGGAUAGUAAAAAUAUCCAAGAUCAGGUUAACUCUGACCUGGAGGUGGCAUCUGUCUUAUUUAAAGCUGAAUGCAAUAUCCAUACAUCGCCUUCUCCAGGAAUUCAAGUAAGACAUGUCUACACUCCCUCUACAACAAAGCAUUUCUCACCCAUAAAACAGUCAACUACUUUAACCAACAAGCACAGAGGAAAUGAGGUCUCUACCACACCUCUAUUAGCAAAUUCCUUGUCUAUUCACCAAUUGGCUGCUCAAGGGGAGAUGCUCUAUCUGGCUACUCGUAUUGAACAAGGUGCUGAUCCUCAACUUUUAGGAAAAGGUCGAGAAAGUGCGCUGUCAUUGGCCUGUAGUAAGGGCUACACAGAUAUUGUCAAAAUGCUGCUUGAUUGCGGAGUUGAUGUAAAUGAAUAUGAUUGGAAUGGGGGGACACCUUUGCUUUAUGCUGUACAUGGAAAUCAUGUGAAAUGUGUAAAAAUGCUCUUAGAAAAUGGAGCUGACCCAACAAUUGAAACUGACUCUGGAUAUAAUUCUAUGGAUUUAGCUGUAGCCUUGGGCUAUAGAAGUGUUCAACAGGUUAUUGAGUCGCAUUUAUUGAAGCUGCUUCAAAAUAUUAAGGAGUAGAAAAAGUUGUCAGAAAAUGUUGUCUGCUCUUCUGUUUACUUUUUAGCCCUGAUAAAUGAUAGUGUUGUUUACUUAUAAACUUUUUUA